UCGCGGCCACCGUAGACAUCAGAAACAUUUUCCAAAUAACAAAACUGGUUGCUUGUCUCAGUGAAACGCUUAUCUUCGUAUCGGCUAGUAAUAAGCUUCGGCUUGCUUCACAGCUAAUCAAAUGAUAGUACAGUUAGGAACCGAACCUCACUCUUGAACUGACAAUUUAUGCUACAAAAUGGAAUACUUGCUCCAGGUGAAAAUAGGCGCUCUGAUCGGUUUAUUGCUUCUCACCCUUCUUUUUGGAUUCAUCCCUGCUAAAAUCAGAUGGUUCAGAGACACAAACGGGACAGAAACCCACCGCACAGUUCUGAGUCUGAUCAGCUGUUUUGCCGGUGGGGUUUUCCUGGCAGCGUGUCUCCUUGACAUCAUUCCAGAUUAUCUGUCAGACAUCAGUGUUGAGCUGGAUGCCUGGAAGGUGGAGACCAGUUUCCCCCUUCCAGAGUUCAUCAUGGCUGCCGGCUUCUUCACGGUGCUCAUUCUGGAGAGGAUUGUCCUGAACUGUCGGGAGAUGGGAGGGGCUCAGGAGGAGAGGGCGCCCCUUAUAAACGCCAGCAGAAAUGGGCACGGACACGGGCAGGGUCAAGGAACAAGCCCUGAUCUGGAGAGCAGCGGCCACCACGUCCAUGUUGACUUUCAGGCUCACUCCCCCUUUCGUUCCUUCAUGCUCUUCCUCUCCCUCUCGCUCCACUCGGUUUUUGAGGGUCUUGCUAUCGGCCUGCAGAGCACUGACUCAAAGGUAUUAGAGAUCUGCAUCGCUAUACUUGUCCACAAGAGCAUCAUAGUGUUCAGUCUGUCUGUGAAGCUGGUCCAGAGCGCAGUUCGUCCAUUAUGGGUGGCUGCUUACAUCGGUGUGUUCGCCAUGAUGUCACCUAUAGGCAUCGCCAUCGGCAUCAGUGUGAUGGAGGCUCAACUAGCAGCUGGAGCACUAAUCCAGGCCAUCCUGGAGGGGCUCGCAGCAGGGACAUUUGUUUACAUCACCUUUCUAGAGAUCCUCCCACAUGAGCUCAACUCCCCCGGGAAGCAGCUUCUGAAGGUGCUCUUCAUCCUGCUGGGCUUCAGCAUCAUGGCAGCUCUGACGUUUUUGGGCUGAGACCAGUCGUCAUAUCAGCUGGCAUAUCUGUCAGGAUGUGACCUGGGUGCUUUGUGCCAACUACUGCAGCAUCCACAAGUGUGUGGGUGACUUUUGUACAGAAAAACAAACUGUCUUCAUUAGAAAAGAAGAAGUGGGUUUACUGCCGCACUGUUACAUCCAACUCUGGAGUUUUUAAUAUCAAAGGGAGCAUGACAGCAGAUGCUGGUGUUUUAUUGCUUUCAAUAUACUUUUAAAACAUUUUAUAACGGAGCAGUCCAAAUGAAAUGUGUAUAUAUAAUUUCUUUUUAAGAGGAUUUUAUUUAAAGAGUAAACACUUAUUGUAAUGGUAAGUUUGUUGAACGACUGAGUGAAGCACAGAGAAAAGAAGUGACCUCAUCACUGGCCUUGUUUUCAAAUAUGCUUUGGACCUGCAAACAAAACCACAGUCUUUGACCUUUGACACUAUUGAGGAAACCACUGGAAACAAAAGGCCUGCGUUACGCCUUGUAAUUAAUUCAAUCAUGUCCGUAUAUCAGUGCCUCCAGAUCUUUGAUGUUUACAUUUUAUUUCAAACUAAUUCAAACGGGAAGCUUCUUCUUUCCAAAAAGCACUGUUUGUGCCUUUACUUUUGUUGAAGUAUUUCAUGGUAUGUUCUUCACCACAGGCUCAGCUGGAUGGUUGGCCUUUGUAAAGUGUUAUUGAUGGUGUUUCCACUGACUAUGGUUUAUUUGGUAAAUACUGGCAUUUUAGUGCAAUGCUUUUAGAUGUAGUUUCCAGCAUUAGGCUGCUUUUACUUCUCAUUACAAACUGGAUCAUCAGUCAAAAUGUCAUACUUUUGUCCAGUAAACUUGUGUAAAUGUAAACUGACUCCCUGAUGCCUUAAGAAGUUGUAUGCCAAAAAGAAAAGAGGGGCAAUGAUGAGAAAAUAUGUGGGAUUUCUUUUUAUUCUGUUUGCACUUUUAUAAUAAUCAUUCAUUUUAAAGAAUGAAUGAUUAUCUCUACAAAUGAGCAAGGCUAAAAUGUAAUUGGCUUUUAACAACCCACUAUUUAAACAAGGUGAUUGCUAUAUUAUACAAUACGUUGACCUUUGUCCUAGUUUAUCCCAUUCUGUUUGGUCACUUUGUCCACUUUAACUAGACCAGCCUGUUUGUGCAUUGUAAAUACAGAAAUUAAUGCUGCUUUAUUGAAACACCUUCUCUAUGUAGUGCUUUUAGUUCUCUAUUUUGAUUGUAGACAAAUACAGAUGCUUUACGUUUACUAGUGCACAUAUUUGUAUCUGCAUCAAGAAAUCAAACAGCAGGACACUACAGUACAGCACAUUGGGUAAAACUUAAACUACAGUAUGAGCCGAGGGCCAAAACUGUAUUUUUCAUGAUCCCCACAUGUAAAGUGGCUUUAACAAAGAAUGGACGACAAGUGACAAACAAUACAUUUUAAAAACAGUAGGCCUAUAGCACAGUUAAAGUAGGUCCAGUAUAUCUGUGCUUUCAGCCUUCUUACACUCAAAGUUAACUAGUAUGUUAAGUCCAUGUGUGCAAUUAUAGUUGUAAACUAUAAAUCUGUUUAGUCACAAUUCCUGUUUUAGUCAUAUGAUGGUCACAUUGUUUCCUCAUCAGAACAAAUAGCAGGAAGUAGGAAGGUGUCGGUUGGUUACAUAUGUCAGCAAAAAAAGUUUUGUUGAUGCAGAUUCAAAUGUGGCAUGUCUCAUAUUUUGUGCAGAUGUGCACAUUAUCAACAUUUCUUCCAUUAAAGUCAAUCUGAUCAAGACUAAUGAAACGAGUAUGAUGAAACUGUUCCCCAAAAUGAAUGCCGCCGCUCUCACUUCAGUGUUGUUAAGGUGCUUGUUAUCAGAACACCAACCUGUGCAUUGUAACGUAUAAAAAGUCAUUUGUUUGUAAAAACAUCACCCGUCUUUUUGCAAGUAAACAUACAUGUAUUA
This is a messenger RNA of Siniperca chuatsi (mandarin fish), 3014 nucleotides long. RefSeq names its product solute carrier family 39 member 1 (gene slc39a1). Bases 179 to 1093 code for a protein of 304 amino acids. Gene Ontology annotation, biological process: zinc ion transmembrane transport. The transcript is spliced from 4 exons. The record is from RefSeq and is a predicted model, not a curated record. Gene Ontology annotation, cellular component: plasma membrane. Gene Ontology annotation, molecular function: zinc ion transmembrane transporter activity. Lineage: Eukaryota; Metazoa; Chordata; Actinopteri; Centrarchiformes; Sinipercidae.